AUGGUAUUAUUAAAACAAGUGUAUACUUCUGUCGCAUGUAACCGCUGUCCUGAAAUAGCUGACUGGAACAAACAAGGUCUAAUAUGCUUCGGCGCUUCAAAUGCUGUGGCUAUUUAUGACACGAAUGCAAAAGGAACAGAUCCUCUUACUGUAUUGAGCCACCACAAAUCAAAAGUGAACUCCGUCAAAUGGCUUCACAAAUCUGAUAAUAGUUGUACAGAACUAAUUUCAUGUUCUACUGAUAAGACUGGUGCCAUCUGGACUUUAGAUAAUGGAAUUUGGAAAGUAUCAAGUGUUUUAUCAGGUCAUGGUGAUGGAGUAACUUGCAUCAAUGGAUUAUAUAUUGAAGAUAACUUGAUAGUUUAUACAGGAUCUAUUGAUUCAACUGUGCGAGUUUGGGAGAGAAAGAAUGGUACCACAAUACUCAAACAAACUAUUGGUCUACUUUCUGGUCUCUGCCUUACUCUCCAUGCCCAUAUACUACCAAUUUCUAAUAAGCCCAUACUAUUCUGUGCAUUGGAUGACCACAAAAUACAUAUUUUUGUAGAAGAAGAUGAGUAUCACAGAGUUCACAUACUGGUUGGGCAUGAUGAUUGGGUGAGAGGAUUGGAUGUCAUUGGAGUUGAUGAAUCCACAAUAAUGCUAGCAUCUGCAUCCCAAGACACAUAUAUCAGACUCUGGAGGAUACAGCGCCAUGAAGAUAAGGAAGUGUCAGGUGUCAAAGUGGAGGAGAAGGUGUUCCAAGCUCAUGAAGUGACAUGGGCUGUGAAACUUGAUGCAGUACUUGCUGGACAUGAGGGUUGGGUGUAUGGAGUUCAAUGGGAAAAGAGCUUUGAUAAAGAUAAACAACCUUUCUACCGUCUUCUCUCAUCAUCACUAGACAAAACUAUUAUAAUAUGGCAACCAGAAACUCAUGGAGGGGCGUGGGUUGAAACUGUGAGAGUGGGAGAAGUGGGAGGGAAUGGACUGGGGUUCUAUGGUAGCAGGUUCGGACUUGACGCUUUUAUGGGACAUGGGUAUAACGGAUCACUCCAUAUAUGGAAGUUAGAUAAGGAAACAAACCAGUGGCAUCCAAGUGUAGUGAUCGGAGGGCAUUUUAGUGGAGUGGAGGAUAUUAAGUGGGAGGGCCAAGGGAGGUACCUUCUGAGUGUUUCCCUCGACCAGACGACUAGACUCCAUGCACCCUGGAACAGGUCUGAUGGUAAAGGUAUAGAAUGGCACGAAAUAUCCCGUCCACAAGUGCACGGAUACGACAUGGCGUCGGUGGCGCUCGUGUCGCCCACCGCCUUUGCUUCUGCAGCUGAAGAGAAAGUCAUAAGAGUGUUUGAAGCCCCGCACAAUUUUAUUCUAAACUUUAAGAAUAUUGUUGGAAAUGCUCUGGUGGCUGAUGAUGUUCGAGGUCCCGAAGGAGCAUCUGUACCUUCUUUGGGUUUGUCCAACAAAGCUGUUUUCAGCGGGGAAGACCCAACUAAUGGGGAUGAAAAUGAUGGAUAUUUCGUUCCCAUUGAAUUACAUGAGCCGCCAACAGAAGAAACAUUAAUGCAAAAUACUCUAUGGCCGGAAACAAAAAAGUUGUACGGGCACGGGUACGAGGUGUUCUGCCUCGGAGCGAGCGCGGACGGCGCGCUGCUGGCAUCGGCGUGUCGCUCGUCCUCGGCUGCUCACGCCGCUGUUAUUAUUUGGGAAACGAAAACCUGGCAACAAAUACAACAGUUAAUUUCACACACACUGACAGUGACACAACUAGCCUUCUCCCCCGACAGCCAACGCCUUCUAUCCGUGUCACGUGACCGACGGUGGACGCUAUUCCAGAGGGUAGCAGGUUCGAAUCGGUUUGAAAUAGAAGCUAACACGGAUAAAACUAAUGGGGUUCACACUAGGAUUAUAUGGUGUUGUGCGUGGGCGCCUGAUGGGAGUACCUUUGCUACUGGCUCUCGAGAUGGGAAAGUUUGCGUAUGGUCGAAAUCAGACACAUGUAGUGAUUCAUCACUAAGAAAUUAUUCUCUUGUAGGUAAAGCUCUAGAAGUCCCCAAUAGCUCAGUGACAGCAUUGGAUUUCGCGCCGAUGAAAAGUGAGCGAAUCAUUGCGGCCGGGUUUGAAUCUGGUGUAAUCAGUAUAUACAGAUUUGAUUGUACAUGGAGUCUGUUGCAUGAGAUGAAUAAUAGCAUCGCUCACCAUUUAACAGUCAAAAGGCUGUUUUUCAAACCAAGACUAGAAGAGGAUGAAAGCAACGAACUCAUGUUGGCCAGCUGCGGUAGUGAUAAUUUUGUCAGAAUAUACAGUUUAACUAUAACA
Brenthis ino (lesser marbled fritillary) is the source of this 2295-nucleotide messenger RNA. The record is from the annotation of a GenBank genome assembly. Lineage: Eukaryota; Metazoa; Arthropoda; Insecta; Lepidoptera; Nymphalidae.